GGAAACGAAUACUGUCCUGAAAAACAUGCUCAGGAAGUUGAGGGAUAUAGAGGUAGAGCACCAUGGCUGCAGCCAGAUGCUGAAGCUCCAGGCCAAUCGUCUGGAUUUCAAGGAAAAACGUCAGGAGAGGCUCAUCAAGGAACUGGAGGCAGCUACAGUGAAAACAAAGAAACUGGAGGAAAAUGCUGAAGCAGCGAGACUAGCACAUAUAGAAUGUAAAUACACGACAGAAAUCAUGCAGUUAAGAAUUCAAGAACUUGAAGAUGCUCUGAAUGAAGAGCAAGGCGGCAGGAGAGAAGCUUUUACAGUGGUAGCACAGGAAGAUUUCAGAGAGUCAGAAAAUGCACAGGAAAGAAGAAAAAAAGAUUUACAAAGACAACCUUCAUCCUUAAAUGUGCAAUGCAGAGAGGGGGCUAAGGAUAGGAACGAAACUGAAGAGCCCUCUGGGAGAUUAGUGAAUGCUGCAACCAGCUUCAGCCUGCAUGAAGGCCCAGAGUGGCUUGGAAACUUCUCUUUUUCUGUCAAAGCUCUGAGCAUGGAAGGUAAAUGUGGUCUGUUCCCUAUUGAUAGGAGCAAAGACCUGCAUCAGAGGGUCUUCAGAUUUGUGGGUGUCUUUUCUUCAGUUGAUGGAGUUAUUCCACACUUUGUCUUAAUGUUAUCCACUGCCCAGGCAGACCUGUAA
This is a messenger RNA of Cyanistes caeruleus (blue tit), 682 nucleotides long. NCBI's taxonomy places the organism in Eukaryota, Metazoa, Chordata, Aves, Passeriformes, Paridae. The record is from RefSeq and is a predicted model, not a curated record.